Molecule: messenger RNA, 1252 nt
Organism: Durio zibethinus
Lineage: Eukaryota; Viridiplantae; Streptophyta; Magnoliopsida; Malvales; Malvaceae
Product: norbelladine synthase-like
Biological process (GO): defense response; abscisic acid-activated signaling pathway
Cellular component (GO): cytoplasm; nucleus
Molecular function (GO): abscisic acid binding; signaling receptor activity; protein phosphatase inhibitor activity
Source: RefSeq, a predicted model, not a curated record
CGACCAAUUAGUUGUGGCCACAUAAAGUGAGUGCUCUCUUGAUAAUUGAGUUUAAUUGUUAUGUGGUAAAAGAGCACCUGCACCAUAUUCAUAAGCUGGCAAGGAAAUAAUUGUGAAAAAGCAACACAGCACAGUGUAGAAGAAAGAUAUGCACGGCCAUAUCUCACAAGAUACCCUUUUAGAGGUUCCGGCAGUUGUGGUAUGGGAUGUCUACCGUGGUCUCGAGCUCGGAAAGUUGGCCGAUGAACUGCUACGAGAUGUUAUCGGCAGUGUAGAAGUUGUCCACGGUGACGGCAGCGUUGGAACUAUUGUAAAGGUCACAUUCCCUCCUGGAACUCCUGGAUCUAGUUAUCUGAAGGAAAUGUUCACAAAAAUUGAUGAUGAGCACCGGUUGAAGGAAACAGAAAUCAUUGAAGGAGGAUUCAAAGAUGCUGGAUUUGAGCUUUAUCGUAUUCGAUUGCAAAUCAUUGAAAAAGAUGCUGAAUCAUGUAUUGUCAGGUCGUCGGUAGAGUAUGAAAUAGAUGACAAGCUUGAAGAAAUUGCUUCUAUGGCCACUACUAAGCCAUUGGAAAUAAUCGCAGAAGUUAUAGGCAAAUAUCUCAAAGAAAAACAAAGCUCAUUAAAUUAGGAUAUUAUGUGCUAUGUUGCUUCCAACAACGUUGUCUUUAUCUAGAACUAAAUAUUUUUUUCCUGACUUCUAAACUUUUAAGUAUUUUUAAGAUCUGAUUAUUCGUAUAUUUGUAUUAUGUUUUGUAUCAUAUAAACCAUGCAAGCAUUUGUAUGCAAAAUAUAUGAAUUGAACUUUUGAAGUAAUGAAGUUUCUUUUGAAGGUUUUGAUGCAAUAAUUAAGGUGAAUAAUUAAAAAAGUAAGUUCACAAUUGGGGGGAUAAAAAAUCAAGUGUAUCAAAAAAGUUGAAGGCUACACCUGUUGUUUGACUCAAAAGCUUAACUGCAAUUCCUGAUACAACUAUUAUUUGGUAUCCAUUACUGUGUGUCCUUUCAAGGAUGCUUCAAAAGUUGCUCUUGAAAGGGAUAGGCUUGAAGAAACGUAUCCAUUACUGUGUGUGCUUUCAAGGAUGCUUCAAAAGUUGCUCUUGAAAGGGAUAGGCUUGAAGAAACUAGAAAUUCCCUAAGAGAUUGUCUAUAGGAGUUGGUUGAGUUGAUAUAGAUUGAACGUUUCUUGUCUGGCGUUUCUCAAAAUUUCUACAAAUGUUGAUAUCAUGUCCUCAUGUUCCAACUUAUCUUGUGGUAC